Molecule: messenger RNA, 1296 nt
Organism: Rhincodon typus (whale shark)
Lineage: Eukaryota; Metazoa; Chordata; Chondrichthyes; Orectolobiformes; Rhincodontidae
Gene: ucmaa
Product: upper zone of growth plate and cartilage matrix associated a
Exons: 5
Coding region: 91-507 (138 amino acids)
Biological process (GO): embryonic skeletal system development; regulation of osteoblast differentiation
Cellular component (GO): extracellular matrix
Source: RefSeq, a predicted model, not a curated record
CCCCUUUCUUUAACACAUCUGGAAUGUCCAAACUGCUUUCAGAAACGGUCCCAGUGCACCAUUGUUCCGAACAUCGAGAUCUCCGGGAAAAUGAAAUGGAAACAGGUUGUUUUGCUUUCGUGUCUCGGGACUGUCUUUAUCCUGGGAAUUCUCCGGGAGAGUGAAUGCGCCGCGGUGCCUCUGGAUAAAACGAACAAACCAGAAGACCAGCAACGAAUGAAGAGGCAGGUUUUCGUGUCUGAACAAGACGCUUCUAACUUCUUUAAGCGACGUGCCAAGCGUUCUCCGAAAUCCAGGGCUGAAAUGAUGGCUGAGCACAGCCAAAGGCUUGCAGCUGAUGAACGAAGGAAGGAAUAUCGUGAAGAGCAGUACAAUGAAUGGGAGAAUUACGUAGAAGAGGAACAAGAUGAACAAUAUGAACGGUCUCGUGAAAAGGUCGAGUCGUGGCGUCAGUGGCACUUUGAUGGUCUCUACCCUCCAUACCAAUACAACCGCUACAUUUAUUAAAAGAUUCCUGUGAGCCUCAGAUUUAUGAGUUAGAACCGAGACUGCACACUAUAAGGCAACAUCAUGUACAGAUUGGUUAGAUAUAACAGAUUUGGUGUUCUACAGUUUUCUUCAAAGUGGCAAUAGAAGAAUGAUGAAUAAAUCUGUGCUUUUGAUUUAUUGCGUGCAGCUUCUAUAGGGCAUAGCUUUGAUAAAUACUGUAUGGCUUUCUUUCAAUGUUCUAACAAGUUCAUAAAUUUGAAGCAUUGUUUGAUUCAAAAGAUUUUUAACAUUUUGUUGCAAAGAGGAGUAUUAAAGUUGUAUGUGCCAGCCUCCCAUAGGUAACAGACAUGUGCAGAAUAUCAGACUGCUAAGAAACAGCAAAAGCUUCAGGCUAUUAAAAUCUUUACCCAUAGUUUAGGGUCUAUUUCAUCUAAGAGUCCCUGUAUUGAAAGAUAGCUUUUCUCAGCUACUUCUAUUUAUCAAAUACCUUUAUUGUAAUAGAAAGUUCCAUGGUGCUUCACAGGAAUGUAUAGAACAAAAUUAGACACCAAGGAAAGUAUUAAGGGAGAUGUCCAAAUACUUAAUUGAAGAGGUAAGUUUUAAGAAAAAUCUUGAAGGAAGAGCUAGAAGGGCAGAGAGGUUUAGGAAAAGAAACUUGAACUGUAGGGCCCAGGCAGCUGAAUGCACGGCCCCCUUCAAUUCAAAUAUUUGUGCUGUAUAGUUUCCUUUUCACUAUAUAACUUUUAAUUAUGCACUUAAGCUGUACUACAACUGCAUGCAGAAUAUUAAAAAUGAACAGAAUAAAUA